Fraxinus pennsylvanica is the source of this 1407-nucleotide messenger RNA. NCBI's taxonomy places the organism in Eukaryota, Viridiplantae, Streptophyta, Magnoliopsida, Lamiales, Oleaceae. The record is from the annotation of a GenBank genome assembly.
AUGAAAUCACAGAUACUUCCUAUAUCAAACCCCAACGCCGGGCCAUCAUCAUCAUCAGCAUCUUCAAUGAUGCAGGCAGCAGCGGUGGCUGACACAAUGCUGCUUAGAUCUGAAGAUGAUUUGCCCACAACAAGGAUGUCAAUUUCUUCAUCUUUUGAGGAUGAUGGGAAAAUGGAGACCAGAUCCUUAAUUUCAAGGACCUUGAGUUUCACCAAUAUCUCACCCACUACCUCUGCCAAUUCAAAUUCGUAUCAGCAGAGGCGUCGGAGGAAUGCCAGUGACACCUGCCUUUCCGCCCUCCCUGGUGGCUGCCGCGAUUCUUUUCGACAAAAUAUGGGGAGGGCUGCAUCUGAUACUUAUGUAUUCACUCGGCUUAGCUUCAAGUUGUUGAGAUAUCUUGGGGUAGGGUACAGAUGGAUCACCCGUUUUCUCGCUCUUGGAUGUUAUGCUUUCCUUCUUAUUCCUGGUUUUUUUCAAGUUGGAUAUCACUACUUCUUCUCCAGUCAAAUACGUCGAGGUAUAGUUUAUGGUGAUCAGCCAAGAAAUAGGCUUGAUCUUUAUUUACCAAAAAAUAGCAAUGGACCAAAGCCAGUUGUUGCAUUUGUAACUGGUGGUGCCUGGAUUAUCGGCUAUAAAGCUUGGGGUUCUCUUUUAGGACAACAGUUAUCCGAAAGAGAUAUUAUUGUGGCUUGCAUAGAUUACAGAAAUUUUCCACAGGGAACUAUUAGUGAUAUGAUCAAAGAUGCUUCCCAAGGUAUCUUAUUUUUGUGCAAUCAUAUUUCUGAAUAUGGAGGCGAUCCUAACAGAAUUUACCUUAUGGGACAGUCAGCUGGUGCACAUAUUGCUGCUUGCACUCUCUUGGAGCAGGCAAUCAAAGAAGCCAGUGGAGAAAAAACAUCUUGGAGUGUCUCUCAGUUAAAGGCUUAUUUUGGUUUAUCUGGAGGUUACAAUUUGCUCAACCUGGUAGAUUACUUCCAUAGUCGAGGUUUGUACCGCUCAAUAUUUCUAAGCAUAAUGGAGGGGGAAGAAUCUUUACAGCGUUAUUCUCCUGAAGUAAUGGUACAAGACCCAAAUAUUAGAAAUGCAGUUUCACUCCUACCUCCUAUUAUACUUUUCCAUGGAGCUGCAGAUUAUUCCAUCCCCUCUGAGGCCAGUAAAAGUUUUGCUGAGACUCUUCGAAGAGUGGGAGUUCAAGCUGAAUCAAUUUUAUAUGAAGGAAAAACCCACACAGAUGUGUUCCUUCAGGAUCCAAUGAGGGGUGGCAGAGAUGAAAUGUUUGAAGAUUUGGUGGCCAUGGUUCAUGCUGGAGAUGCAGAAGCUCUCUCGAAAGACUCCUCGGCGCCUCCUAGAAAACGCCUCGUGCCUGAAUUCAUGUUGAAAAUGGCACGCACUGUCAGCCCCUUCUGA